Strongylocentrotus purpuratus (purple sea urchin) is the source of this 4260-nucleotide messenger RNA. RefSeq lists its product as uncharacterized. The record is from RefSeq and is a predicted model, not a curated record. The transcript has 2 exons. Lineage: Eukaryota; Metazoa; Echinodermata; Echinoidea; Camarodonta; Strongylocentrotidae. Bases 242 to 2860 code for a protein of 872 amino acids.
UGCGCAACACCACUCUUUCUCUCUCUCUCUCUCUCUCUCUCUCUCUCUCUCUCUCUCCUCCUCUCUUUGGCGCGCGCGCUUGAACAUAAGACAUCAAACACACGUGUUACAUAUAUAUACAUUGUUCUUCAUGUAUAAUUAAUGCAUACACACAAUUCAACGGAGUUGAGGCAAAUACAUGCGUCCUACCUGGUCCUACUGUGAAAUAAGCUCUUGUAAAUAACUAAACAAAUUAGCAAUCAUGGUUUCAUUAGAAAGUGAUAGGUCUGUGUUGGGACAAACAGGUGAUAAACUGUUACAGUUGAUAUCUCAUGAUAGUAUUAGUAUGGAUAUUACGGGUACGACUACGAGCAAGACUUCAUUUGAGAUGUCGUCAAAGUCGACAAUCUGGGUUUCGCCUUCGGCAGCAAAGCCCAACAGCACAUUCCCCUCUCCUCUAACGGCCUUGGGGAGCUUGCCUACACCCUGGAGUAGCGGUCUCAGUUAUCCAUGUAAUAAGACGGUGGCGGCGUCGGACCAAAACAUCGUUGAAAGCGAUUCCCGAGUCGAUGAUGUCACGUUUAGGCCUAACCAUCCACAUCAGUUCGCCUCUGCAGGAUCGGGCUAUUUGUUAUCAUGCGAUACUCGAUCCACGGGCCAAGUCGUCUCGACCAGUGACUGUUCUGAGAAUAUUAUAGCGACAUCGAAUACCACGUACGAUGAGCUCGAUGUAGGUCGAAAUUCAUGGCGCUAUCCGUUAGCAGCAAGUCGUCAACUUGAUGAGGAUAGUAGCAGACCCAAAGAUCUAAAUUACCAUGCUCAACCAGGCUGUGCUCAACCGGGCUCAAGCCUGACCAGCUUUGAUGGCAUUGAUGAAGUCUCAUCGUCUACAAUUUCAUUGCCCAGCUCGACGUCAACUUCGACUUCGGUUGCUAUUGACGCUUUGCCCAUCUUCAUGUCACCUGUCGAAUCGGUGAAACCAUGUCCACAGUACUGUCGAUGUCAUGGCUACAGUCAUGGAUGCUACAGUCCAGUCUCAUUACAAAAUAACCAUGACAACACAAUGCUGUACCCCACGCCUGAUCUUCUUCAAAAUACCGAACCGGAUCAAUUCUCUUCUAGUUCUACCAGUACUUCAUGGACCAUGUGCAUGAAUUCGCCGUUGGUAUGUCCAGGCCCUUUUCAGCCACCUUUAAAGUCAUUCAAAUCUGCCAUGCCAGGAUCCGUCGACGAGGGCGCGAAUUCGGUUAGGUUGGUCUCAUCGGCGCCCAUCGCCAGUAAAAUGAAGUCGGCUCCUACUCCUAGUCCUAGUGGAGAGGAUCGGGCAUACCCAGUCGAGAUGGUAGCGUCAGCUUGGCUGACCACGCUUGUCAACGAAGCUGUCGGCAAGGGUAUUGAUCAUGAAGUAACCGCGCCCUCAACUGCGUCCAUGGUCAUGAAUUCGGCAUCAAAGAUGGACAGUACUCUAAAAGCAUCUUCGCAGACAUCAUUUCCCCCACCUACAUCCCAGAACUGUGACAAAUAUGAUGAGUCUUUCUCGAGAGGUGUGACGAACUCUGCAUCUAGUAUUGCUGUUGCCACCAAUAACUUUUCUACUCCAGAUGACCAUCAAUCCUCCUUGUAUCCGCGCAUCUAUCCCGUCUACCCCCCACUGGCCUAUCCCGCCUACCCUCCACCCGAGUAUCCCUCCUACCCUCCUCCUGAGUAUACAGGCCACUUUCCUUUUGGAUACCAACCUCAUCCUACUACAGGCUACCACGCCCACUCUCCAUGUGGCUACUACCCAGCGCCUGGCAGUAUCCUAUGUUCUCGACCGACAUCGCACUCCUUGCCGUAUGGUUACCAUGGUGACGCGACGGAGGAUAUUCCACAUAUUUAUCGUCGUUGCUAUCCUAGUCGCGAAGACGAUCGACCUCGCAGUGCUGACGGUGACAAGCAGAAGGUUCCACUCCGCAAACGAGGUCCAAAUACUAGUAGCACACGAAGGCUCCUGGUGGACCAGUUCCCGGAUCUCUUACCCGUCAUCUUCUGGUGCCUUAAUCAUGAGCAGACAAGCAUGCCGGCAUCACGCUCAUCAACCCCACCCAUGAUGACUGUACCAUUCAUUCGAAAGAUCAUCGUCGAGUGCAUUCCCGGGAUCAAAGAGCGCGGUGGUAUCGGCAUCACUACACUUAGAAAAUUCGUAAGUCGGGUGAAGAAGACAAUGCGCAACAAAGUCGACUUCGAUCAGGCAAAGGCAGUCACGACACCAACGGCAAUGGUAGCUUCGUCCUUAACGCAGCAUUUAGACAUUAGUGCGGAAGGGGCGAUGGAUUCGGUGUCACAUUCUGUCUCGAAAGGAAAUACCGCCGAGCUUCCGGAUAGACAUGCGGAUUCGAUCCAGAGUUCCAUCAUGGAAGAUUCUGAUUUUGAGUUUCUGAAGGCACCCACGGAACCAAUCUUACUGUCAAUGAUGAAAUUUGUGAAUAACACAUCCAAGGAGAGAUCUGUGGCUUCUUCGAGGAAGAAUCGCGCCGAAAAGUCGCAAGACUCUCGACAUCGUCCACUCGACAAUGACGCGCAACAAAAGUUCGACGCAGUGACUUCCUUUGUCUACGACAUUUCUACCGGCGGCUCGAUGUUCCAAUCGCUCUUGGACGCACACGACAUCGCAGAAGACGAAGUGAGAUUGAGCAAAACAUUCUGCGAAUCUUCGUCGGCUGAUGGUUCUGAUGUAAACGAGCCACCCGUCAAAUCGUCGGACUUCCAACCAAAAAUCGCGGCGGCAAAGGAUAAAGGGAAUGACGUCGCAAAUGACCCCUCAAGUGAGCCCGCUGUGUGUAACGAUUACGACUCCGAUGAAGAUAUCAUGGUCAUCGACGAGAGUUUUCAGAACAUUUAAAGUCAGAUUUCGUAUGUUAAGGACUUUUGUGUAGUGCUUAAAUAUCCGCAUCCAACGUCGAACUGGUGAGCGGACUGUAAUCGCCUUUUGCUAAAACUCGGAGCGAUAUCACUACGAUUUUUUUUAACUUAAUACACUAUUUCAUUCAUGACACAGAUAUAUCUCUAAACCAAUCGUAUUUUACCUUUUUUUCGUACCUAGGUGAAAAAAUUUGCUUAAUUAACAGGUUUGCGUACACGAAAGCGAAUUUAACUAGGGAGAUAAAAGUUAAAGGAAUGUACAGGGUCUACAGUAAAUACUGGAUUACACUAUGAAAACCCAUCCUAUGCAUUUUCUCGUUGAUUAAUUUCUUCAAAUUCAGACAAAUAGAUAAAAGUACCAUUGCUUUAUGUUUUGUUAAAUGGGGUAGUAGUGAGUUAUUUCCAUGGUCGGUGUGGAACUGAUUUUGUUCUUGCAGAUAAUUGUUUGUUUUACACGACAAAGCAGAUAACUGAGAUCGUGCUCUAUUUCAUCUAUUUUAUUCUAUAUGAAACGGUUUCUGACUCUUAUAGUCAUGAACAAUAUUGGUUUAGAAGUUGGAGUUGAUGAUUUAGUAUUUAUUAAGGUUACGACUUUUAGUUGUUUUCUUACAGAGCUGUUAGAUAAUUUCAUAGUUGGCUGCAUGUCAUUAGUUAUUUUAUGAUUCCUUGUUGAAGAUUACCUUAAUUGCCACAAUUGUUAUUUUUUCAUGAACGUUAAUUUAAGAUAUAAAUGAGGAAGAUCGUCUAUUGUCUCCUUUCUUACAUUAUGCAGGAUAUGUUUGCUUGACGAUGUAUUGGAAUUUACAUGUGCGGAGAUGGAUUAUAUUUGUUUGUUCUUCGCCAUUCUCCAGAAGUGAUAUGAAGAUGACAUGUGACCAUGUACCUGUAUCUAAUUCUGUAGACUUCGUACGUGAAUAUAUAAUGUUCUUAUCAUACCUAGCAGUAUAAUGAACGUACUGUUAUGUUAUAUAUAUUUUUUUUUUUUGCAGAACGUGUAAACUGUAAAAAAAGCCUACUAAUGAUCCAUAAAAUUGUUCUUUUCCAUUUUACACAUUUUUUCAUGAAACAAUGUGAAAACGGAGCUAGCGUACUUCGUCAUUGAUAGGAAUUUCGUUUUGUUAUAUUUUUCAAAAGCAAACCUUUUUUUAAAUAGAAUAAUAUGAAAAGCUGUUCUUGUAGUAAUAGGGGUAAACCUAUUAUUUCUGUUACCGCACGAGUAAAAUGUCAUAUUCCGGAGAUGGUAACGUUUUUAUAAAACGGGUAAAAUUAAUGUAGAUGUUGUUAUUAACAUUGUUCUUUGAACUUGUUUAUGUUGAUUACGCAUGCAUUUAACAGUUUUGUAUUUCUUUCUUUCAUAAUAAAACGAGUUUUUGAAGAGAA